GUCCAUCCAGGGGCCCCGUCAAGGCCGGAACACCGGCCCCAUCUUCGCCGUGGGUGCCCGUCAUCGAAGAGCGGCACACGCGGCUCGCCAAGAACGUCGAGGGCAUCUACAGCGUCCCCUGGUACAUGGUCAAAGCAGCGCUGCGUCGCGCCCCUGCCUCGGACCCGUCCCUGGAGCAGUCCCGCUGCAGUCGGACUGGAUAUAGACGGCUGCAGACGUGCGGCAAGGAGCUCAGGAGAGUCUUCUUCACCGAAUUCUUCGCGGACGUAGGGCCCCCCGACGACGGCGCCACAACGACCCGUCAUAUCAUCGCCAGCAAGACCACCUGCGCUCUGGACGUGCAGGUCUUCCCCUGCUUCGCGCCUGGGGAGCGCUGCGAAGAUCUCCUGGCUAAAUAUCAACUGCAUGAUCGACUCAGCGGCCGGCGACAGGGCAAAAGCGAAUACUACCUGCUCCUGUGGGAUAAGACGUGGGACAUGGAAUGGGCGGAGCGCGACAUGGCAUCCGGUGCGGCAGCGGAUCGACUGCUUGCGCGGGCCUCGGCCACCCUGGAACGCAUGAUCGACGACCCCGACCACCCUGGCGUCAGCGGACGAACGGUCGAACCGCCCCUGACACUCCAGCAGGCUGACGAGUCCCCCGGCUGCGUCUUUCAGCGGCUGCUGACUGUCCCGCGGGGGGAUCACCUUAAGCGCACCUGCGACCGGCGCCGAACCAACGAAACUCAGCGUCGCUGCGUGCCUGCGACCCAGAACUCACUCCUCACCCUGUGCCACGGGCCGCCCGGCACAGGUAAGACCAUGGUCGCGGCCUGCAUCGCGGACGCCAACAUGUUGCGCCUCGCCUCAGGAUGGGGCGCGGGGUGCUUGGGCGGCACCGGCGGCUCCAUGGACACCCUGGCUGAGCAGAUCGGGAGGAACUUGGCUCUGGACUGCGGCGACCUGUUCCCGCACUUGGCCGUGCGCCUCGCGCGCGAGGACAAGGUGAAGGGCAGCGCCGCCAUGAAGAUCACCCCCGUCGCUAAGUACGCCGCAGCGUACAACGUCAAGGCGAAGCUCAUCCUGGCCGCGCACGAGGCGGGGGCCGACCUUUGGGACAAUAAGUUCCUCAUCUGCCUCCUGGACGACGCGGGUCAGACGUCCGAGCCCAUG
Messenger RNA from Prorocentrum cordatum, 1151 nucleotides. Lineage: Eukaryota; Dinophyceae; Prorocentrales; Prorocentraceae. The record is from the annotation of a GenBank genome assembly.